AUGGACAUCCUCCGGAGACGCCUGUAUCAAGCCCUUUAUACGGCCGUUGACAUCUGCCGAGGCACAGAUGAAUCUCGGUGCCCAUCGUCAUGGACAUCCUCCGGAGACGCCUGUAUCAAGCCCUUUAUACGGCCGUUGACAUCUGCCGAGGCACAGCGUAAAUGCAUGUCAGAAGGUGGUAUACUGUUGGACUGCGACCGACCGGGUAUGGUAGAAGAUGUGUCGGAAAUACUACGGGGACUUUUUGACAAUGGCCUGCUGGAAAGCACAUGGCUGGUGUCAAGAAGAGGAGGCGAGGCACCAAGGGCGAUUUCCAAGAGUGGGGAUUUGUAUAAAGUGUAA
Messenger RNA from Cooperia oncophora, 342 nucleotides. Lineage: Eukaryota; Metazoa; Nematoda; Chromadorea; Rhabditida; Trichostrongylidae. The record is from the annotation of a GenBank genome assembly.